UGCGUGUGUGACAAUGGAUUUUACAAGAUUCAUGAAUAAAUUCAACGAAAUCGAACGCCAACUUUCGCCCACAUCGGCGCUGCGUCUGAGCUUUGAUAAUAUAUCGCCGGAGAGCGAGGAGCCGCCCGAUGGCAAGCGGCUGUGGGGUGUGCCAGUGCCACCAUUUGUCUCCGAUAAGGUCGUCUCCUGGAUCGCGGAGGAGUUCAACGAGGCGCCCGUUUACUACAACGGCAACUGUGUCCUAAAAAAGGUGGAAAAUGUGCGCAUGAUUGAUCGCUACAACACUAAAAAUCCUACAGUUGGCACUUUGUAUCUGACGGCCACGCAUCUGAUAUUCGUGGAGCCCGACAGCAAUAAGGAGACCUGGAUUCUGCACAUGCACAUUGCCAGCAUUGAGAAGCUGCCGCUUAGCACAACCGGUUCGCCGCUUUUGAUACGCUGCAAAACUUUUCUGUCGGUGACAUUUGUCAUACCCAAGGACUCCGAGUGCCAUGAUGUCUAUACUUCGCUAAUCAAACUCUUUCAGCCGGUCUCCAUCAACAAGUUGUACUGCUUCAACUAUCAGCCAGCCAAGGAUGAUUACCCCAAAAAUGCUGGCUGGGACUUUUUCAAAUUGGAGGCAGAGUUUAAGCACAUGCUGGUGCCCAACGACAACUGGACGCUGUGCUCCAUGAACGAAAAGUACGAGCUGUGCGACACGUAUCCGCGUCAGAUCUAUGUGCCCAAGGAGGCCACCACAUUGAUGCUCAUAAGCAGCUCACGUUUUCGCUCCAAGGGUCGCCUGCCCGCAUUGACCUAUUUGCACAACAAUAAGGCGUCCAUAUGCCGCUGCAGUCAGCCAUUGUCGGGCUUCAGUGCCCGUUGUCUCGAGGACGAGCAAAUGCUGGAGGCCAUACGCAAAACCAAUCCCAAUACCGAUUACAUGUUCGUUGUGGAUACGCGACCGCGCAUCAAUGCCAUGGCCAAUCGUGCCGCCGGCAAGGGCUAUGAGAACGAGGCCUUUUACGAGAACAUCAAGUUCCAUUUCCUUGGCAUUGAGAACAUUCACGUACAGCGCGCCAGCCUACAAAAGGUGCUGGAGGCUUGCGAACAGAAAUCACCCACGAUGAGCGCAUUUCUGAAUGCCCUAGAGUCAUCCGGCUGGCUUAAACACAUUCGCUCCAUAUUGGACACGUCGAGCUUCAUUGCCAACGCCGUCGACAAGGGCGUCUCCGUGGUUGUACACUGCUCGGAUGGCUGGGAUCGCACUGCUCAAGUUUGCUCGCUGGCGCAGCUCAUGUUGAAUCCUUACUAUCGCACAAUUAAGGGCUUUCAGGCGCUCAUCGAGAAGGACUGGCUGGCGUUUGGGCACAAGUUCAGCGAACGCUGCGGCCACAUACAGACGGAUGCGCGCGAGGUGUCGCCAAUCUUUACGCAGUUCCUGGACUGCACCUGGCAGCUAAUGUCCCAGCGCAGCGAGUCUUUUGAAUUCAAUGAACGCUUUCUGCUCAUACUCCAUGACCAUGUGCACUCGUGUCAGUUCGGCACUUUUGUGGGCAAUUGCGAGAAGGAUCGCCUGGACCUGAAGCUAGCCGAGCGCACAUUCUCGCUGUGGGGCUACAUGGCCAACCAUCUGAACGAGUACAUAAAUCCGCUGUAUAAACCCAACAUAGAUGAGUCGAUCAAAGCCAACCUGGCGCCACAGUGCAUCAAGUUCUGGCGUGGCAUGUACAGCCGCUUUGAAAGCGGCAUACACCCACGCGAGCCAUUGGGUGAUUUGCUGCUGGACAGCAAGGAGCACUGUAACUCCCUGGAGGAUCAUGUGCAGCACUUGACGAAACGUAUUGCCAGUUUCAAAAACUACAUUUCCAAGUCGGCCAAGAAGCUGCAGGAUGCCACCACCACAACCACCACAAAAGCUAGCAAGGAGACGACCACCAACGAGAUCAAUGACAACAAAUACAAUUAUGACAAGAAGCUAAGCGAAUUGUCCGCCGCUGAUGAUGAUCAUCCGCUUAAGGCGAGCAACAUGUCAUUUGCCAAUCUCUCGUUAAAUGCCGAACAGGCGAGCACCCAGACUUUGACCGAGGAAAUCUCUUCCGUGGCCCUUGAUUGGAAGUCCAUGCGAAACGUAACCACCUGCUCCUGCUCCACGCCCUUCGAUCAGUUCAGCAAGAAGACACAUUGCUGGCGUUGCGGCGAGAUCUUCUGUGAGCGUUGCAUUGAUAAGAACGUGGCGUUGCCUGGACACGAUAGCGGCAAGCCGGUGCCCGUUUGUCGUGGCUGCCACCGACAGAUGCAAAAACAGAGUCCAUAAGCCCAAUUCUAGCAUAAUCCUAGUUAUAAAUUGUUGAGCAUGUGACGUGGAGUGAAUGUGGACAGCGUGCAAGCGAGUGGACGUAUUUGUUUCGGGUGCGUUUUUGUGGCAUAAAUUACAUAUACACAUACUAACACAGAUAUACAUAUAUAUACAUAUUAUUAUAAUAUAUUUAUUGUUGCAUUUGUAGUUGUAGCUACUUAAAAGCACCCUCGACUUUCGAGUUAUUGCGCGCAAAUCAAAAAACAUUCUAAACUAGCCGUGCACCAAAAAUGUGCCGAGUCGGGCACAAAACGUUUUUAUGUUGUUGAUUUUGAAAUUUCUAAGUGUCAGCUCUUUUCCAAAAAUGGAAAUUCCCAAAUAUAGUUCGUAUUUCAAAGGGAUUGACACAAUCUGCAGCCUUGGCUGGCAUUUACGUAUUACACGUUUUUUUUUUUUAGUACGACUAACAAAAUCAAUAACUAUAUCUUAAUGUUACAGAAUCUCUAUCCAGACAGCAUUCCACAUCCAAAUUUGUUCUUUAAUAGUUUGAACUAUCAACGUAUUUUCUACAGGCUCAAAUAUUUCUGCCUAUUUUACUGUGAGAUAGUGUGCGAAAUUGGGAGCGGUCUGUUCUUGCCUCAUUUAUCUCACACAAUUAAGAAGUACAAUUGCUUACAUAUUAAUACAAACAUAUGUAUACUUAAAUAUACUAGCGUACAAUUGCAUGGAUACAGUUAAAUAUUAGAGAGAAAACUAUCGUAACGUGUACUACACAAGCUGUCAGACAAUUUAUCUGCUUUACAAGCCGUAAAUGGUACUAUGCAAAGAUGUUUGAUCAAAAGUAUAAUAAAAAGGAUUAUUUAUUCAACAAA
Messenger RNA from Drosophila virilis, 3150 nucleotides. The record is from RefSeq and is a predicted model, not a curated record. Lineage: Eukaryota; Metazoa; Arthropoda; Insecta; Diptera; Drosophilidae.